Molecule: messenger RNA, 507 nt
Organism: Mizuhopecten yessoensis (Yesso scallop)
Lineage: Eukaryota; Metazoa; Mollusca; Bivalvia; Pectinida; Pectinidae
Product: insulin-like
Exons: 3
Coding region: 1-507 (168 amino acids)
Cellular component (GO): extracellular region
Molecular function (GO): hormone activity
Source: RefSeq, a predicted model, not a curated record
AUGGGAACACACCGUCCACAGACAUUCUCCUCUCAGAAGAUGUAUGGCACCAUAAAUCUAACAAUUGCAGCCAUCUGUAUUUACUAUCUGCCGAGUGCUUUGGCGGAUCUCGAGUUCUCGUGUUCAGCUGACGCCACGGAGCGUGAGGGUACAUGCGGCUCGCACCUCGCCGACACCAUAUCCCUCAUCUGUGGUGGAGUAUUCAAUAUGCCGGAUAAGAGGGACGGCCCCGCAAUACGAGCCAAUCCCUGGUCACGGUUCCGGAGCAUUGUAUUGGGGAAGAGAGACACGCAGCGCGCCCUGGUGGACAACAACGAGGACUGGAAAGACACAGUGAAGGCUCUAGACAAAAUUAAACGAAAAAACAUAGCGAAGCUUAAAAAAGUAUCACUGACAAAGCGAAAUGCGUUUCAAUACAUAUCUACCUUACGAGUAUCUGGUGUCGUGUGUGAGUGCUGUGUCCAUGACUGUGAUUGGUUCGAAUUCUCCCAAUACUGUGGAAAGUAG